Messenger RNA from Amphimedon queenslandica, 1162 nucleotides. RefSeq lists its product as uncharacterized. The coding region runs from base 50 to 1162 and encodes 370 amino acids. The record is from RefSeq and is a predicted model, not a curated record. Gene Ontology annotation, molecular function: protein binding. The transcript is spliced from 7 exons. NCBI's taxonomy places the organism in Eukaryota, Metazoa, Porifera, Demospongiae, Haplosclerida, Niphatidae.
UAGAUGAAUGUGUAUAAUGUAUGUGUGUGUGUGUGGUAAGUAAGAGUACAUGAAUGUUUGUUCAUUGUUAUUAGAUCAAUGGAUAUCUCCUGUUGUUACUGGAGAUAGACCACCUCCUACUGAACAAUUCACUCUAACACCAGUUACUAAUAACACUGCAGUAAUGUUCGGGGGCUAUACUGAUAAUGGAUGCAGUAAUAAACUGUAUAUGAUAAGUUUCACUAAGACAUCAGUGGAUAUAUUAGAAGUACAUAAUCCUGGAGAAUCAGUACAAUGGCCUAAGGAAAGAUAUGGUCAUUCCAGUGUACUGAUUACCACUAGUUCAGGACCACACUUACUAGUGGUGGGUGGAUCAACUGUUUAUGAUGCAUGGUUACUGGACAUUAACAAAAGAAAAUGGAAAGAACUGAUUUAUCUACCGGUCAAUGUCACUUACAGAUACUAUCAUUCUCUCUUAGUGUGGAGUGUGACCCCAACUACUAACUGGAUAAUUGAGUUUGGAGGAUCUGACUACACAACAUACAGUGAUACAGCAGUUCUUGAACUCAGAUAUACUAGUGAUAAUGAUUGGUCUACUAGUGUAAUACCUCUGGAUCAGUAUCAAGAUCAACUAAGAAGAAGGAUACUGAGUGAUUGGGAGAAUUUAAGAACAGAAAAACAGCUUCAAAUAUUUCAAGAUUGUCUGCAAUUACAAAGAGAGAGGGUAUUUUAUCAGGAACAGCUUCAAAAAGAAAUAAAAGAGAAGGAGCAGAUACAGCAAGAUCGAGACAAAGAGCAGCAACAGCUUCUUCAAAAAAAGGCAAUACUUACUCAGCAACUUGAUGAUGCUACCACUCUCCUUGAGCAAGCAGAAAAGGAUAAAUCAUGUGUUAAAUUAGAAGAUUAUGAAAAGCUUAAAGUUAAAGUUGCUGAAAUUUUGGAAGAGAAGACACUAGUAGAGGGGAAGAAACAGAUUAUUACUGAAGAUUAUGAGAAACUAAAACUCAAAGUUGCUGAACUUUUGGAAGAGAAGGAGGAGCAAUGUCUCAAGGAGAAACAGAUCAUUAUUGACAAUGUUCAAAAUCUCAAAACUGAAAUUUCUGAGAAAGACAAAGUUAUAGCCAAACUGACAUCGCAAGUAGAGGAACAAUCUCAGAAUGAGGAACAGAUCAUUACUGGUUAG